GUGCGGUGUGGGGCCGGGUGCAGUGUCGCGCGGCGCGGUUGAGAGCUGAGCGGCAGUUUGUCGCUAGCGGUGUUUGUCGUUAGGCACCAUGCUGCAGCCGCGGAGUGGCUCACCCUCUCUGCUUGUAUACAAACCCGGCCGUGCGUGCUGCCUUUAGCCACCCCUGUAUCCCACACUGUCUGGACAUACACUCAGGCGCAAUGGUUACCUGGAUCAAGAAGACCAAGACAAAAUAUGUCUUUAAUCACGAGGUGGAGAGCAUGGACCACAUAUUAGAAGGGGUGCUGGCCUCCAGUCAUCCAGACUCAUUCAAACGAGAGCUCAUUCUCAAGAUCACGGAACAGGGAGAGGCACAGCACUCUGUCACUGAUGUUCGCAAUGUGCUACAGCUGUCUAUGAACUGGAUUCUGCAUGGCACCACAGAACUUCAGGUCUCGUCAGGGUUUAAACUGUUUAGUGUGUGGGGACAAAACAACAUCCCAGUUCUAGAGUCCUUCUUCACACGAGAGCUGCUUGUGAACUUGAUGACCAAGCCUUGUCACAACCAGGCCAACCUUCCACCUUUCUUAUCUGAGGUUCUGACACUUUUCCAAACCAGUGGGCUGACAAAGGUUUUCCAGCAGCAUUUGAAAAUCAUAGAGGCCAAGUCAGCAGUCUUCAUUCAAGAACAUCGAACAUUGUGUGUGUGAGGUACUUCCUAGAGAUGCUGAUCAAGUUCAGAGAAUUUCUUCCAAAAGGAGAUCUGGCAGCACGACUGGCGCUGCCCCUCCUCAGGGUUCUGGCGGCAAACACUAUCCCGUCCGACCAGGUGCUGGUGUGCCAGUUUGUCAAGAAUGUGAGUGCUGUGGCUGAGUUUUUGCAGUUGAUAUGGUCACAACCCAACACGCCUACAUCAGUUCUGAUUGACUCACUUGCGUGAAAUCUUCCUCAUCAUUUCUGCAACAGAAGGGCCUGAACCUUCUUUGUGCCUGGGUGCUGUUGUUAGGUAUAUUCCCGUGGAAGUCGUUCGAAAUGCGGUCAAGUCUCUCGUUGCAGACUCUAACAUCUCUGAUGCUGCGCUGUACAAUAGCCUGCAGUUUAUAAUUGACUGGCUUGCAUGGCCGACAUGCAGAGACAUUGAUGACUGGAUCAUUUGCUAUCUCAAAGAGCUGGCAGUAGCCAAGAAAUACAGCAUCCUUAUUAACAUCAGUGUUAACAAGAUUGAGCAGGUGCUAGAGAAGAUGCAGUAUGCACCCAUGAGGAAAGCUGCCUUUAAUGUUUUGAGCCACAUGCUGCUCAGCUUCCAGCACUCACCUGUCCUGUUUCAUAAGAUCUUGGGCAGAAUUUCAAACAUUCUGAACACCUUGGCAAUGGAAGGAAGUGAAGCAUCACUGCAGUGCAGAACUCACCUGGCUACACUUGUCCACUGUCUGAUGUUCCUGCACACUGGCUUUCCAGAUCUUUAUGAUCCUAUCCUUGACCUCAUUAAAGAUGUGCCAUGCCCUAGCACACAGGAAAUCCAGUCCAGACUGACUGACAAUCGAUGGUGUUCACAGCAGUCUGGUGGGCAAGCACCAGUCAUGCCUGGUGACAUUGAGAAAUCUGAUACUGGGAAAACUGGCAUUUUCAAUCUAGGCAAUACUUGCUACAUGAACAGCAUUCUGCAAACACUCUUCAUGUGUGACGAGUUUCGCAGGAAUGUAUUAGCAAGGGUGCCAUCACCGCAAGAAGGUCUGCUAAGUCACCUUCAGCAAGUAUUUGCUUUCCUCCUCUUUUCACAGAGGCCAGCAAUAGCACCUAUGACUUUCCUGGCAGCCUCACGACCGUCUUGGUUCACCCCAGGCCAGCAGCAGGACUGCUCUGAGUUUCUAAAGUUCUUGCUAGAUGAGAUGCAUGAGCAGGAGUUGAAGGUGAUGAAGAAGCAGGUGGUGCGGUGUGGAAGCGAUGCCAGUCUCAUAGGGCUGGCAGCCAUUAAGUCACCGUCAACCAACAGCUUGCAACAGGAGGGCCAGGGCAAUGCAGGUUUCUCUCUGGUGAAGGAAAUGUUUGGUGGGAAGGUGCGGACAACAGUGAUGUGUCUUACAUGCAAGCAAGAGUCGCACAAUGUGGAAAGCUUCAUUGACAUUCCAUUGGCUUUCCCUCAGUCUGGGACCAGUGGAUUGGCAUCGGCAGCCUCCCCUAUGUCUUUAGUUGGAGGAGGUGGCCAGGCACCACAGAGUCAGAUCCUCAAACAACGCUUAGUGAUAAAACAAGAAGAAUCUGCAGACUCAGGCCAAGCAGUGUGUCUGAGUGAGCUUUUGAAUCACUACCUGAGUACCGAGCGCAUGGAGGGUGAUAACAAGUACCAGUGUGACCGCUGUGGCCAGUUGCAGGAUGGAGAACGAACUAACACCAUUGUUGAGUCCCCACAGUACUUGAUUCUGACCCUGCUGCGCUUUGCAUAUGAUGCACAGCUGCAAGCACGCUCCAAGGUGUUCCAGGAAGUCAUCUAUCCACGGACACUGGCCAUUCCUGUAAAGAAAAAUGGAUCUCCCUGUAUCACUGCUUCUUCAAAAUGUGGAGAGCACCACAAAACGCUGCUUGAAUACAUGCCUCAAAACUUGCCACCUGGUACAUCACCUGAUGACUGUGAGCUGUAUGGACUAUGUUCUGUGGUGGUGCACUCUGGAGCCUCUUCUGAUUGUGGACAUUAUUACUGUUAUUCUCGCCAUUCUGACAUCGGGGAUGUGAACACGGUCAUCCACAGCCUGGAGAGCAUGAAGGGAGCAGCUUUAGUACAAGAAAGUCGGUCGAGAGGUGACUUGGAAGACUGUGCCAAAGAACUGGAGGUUGAUCUCCUACCAGACAAAUGGUUCAUGUUUAAUGACAAUCGAGUGUCACAUGCCUCAUUUUCUUCCUUCCAGCAAAUAUCACACCGGUUCACCAAGGACACUCCCUAUGUGCUUGUGUAUAAAAGACUAAAUGUAGGUUACAAUGAAGCAUCGUCUGUGGUAGACCCACCACUUCGUGCUGACCUGCGAGAGACUGUCUCCAAAGACAACAUCCAGUUUUUGAAGGAGCAAGAACAGACUGCCAAAGCAAAAUCAGCCCGAAGUCAGUCUUCAAGUUCCCCUUUUACCUUUUGGGAAGACCCUGAUUCUGACCAGGGACCACCAGGCAGCUGUGGUGGUGGAGGACUGGGUGGAUUUGACUCUUCAGGUGCACGGUUUGUCUUCUAGGUUUGCUCUGUGUUUUCCAGCACUUGAGAACACCUCAAGUGAAAUAUGUGCAACGUGUGUGAAUAUCAUUGAGCUGGUGGUUCUCUUGAUGUAUUCUGUGUUUAAUGCCAGCUGAACACCAACAAAGUAUGUGCAGCAAUGACAGACAUCAUAAAGAGAAUCUUGUAGCUGCAUGUCAUGCCUGUUCCAGAAAGCUGUUCACUGUAUUUGGAGAUGAAAGCUGUUUGCUGUAUUUAAAGAUGAAAGUGGUUCACUGUAUUUGGAAAUGAAAGUUGUGACAAAGGAAGGAAGCUGGCAUCAGUUGAGAAUUUUAGUUAGUUAUACUUUAUAUUAUACACAUUAUCUUAGGGAAAAAAAACCUACUAAUUAGAAUGUAAAUACAUCAUGAUGUUCAUACAAAUGUACACAUCAUGACAGAGCUUGCUUUCUGGCAGCAGUGAAAAAAGAAAAAACCUUUUACUUUGUACAUUUUAAAGUAUACCAUUAAACUGAACUGUAAUGUCUCACUUUAGAUUGCAUCUGUUUGCUGCCAAACAUUUCUGCUUCCAUCAGCUACUUUGCUGGAUUUUUACUCAGAAAAUAGAAACGGGUUUGGGUGUUUCACAUAGCCAUUUUUUUUUUUUUAUAGAGGGUGUAUGAGUGGAAAGAAGAGAUGGGAUAUGCUCUUAGUUAUCUGUUUGUCUUUUCCACCAGUGGUGUUAUUAGUGGGACUGUUUGUUACAUGUAGUGAUGAGAGUAGCUACUGUUACUAUGCAGUCACUGUAUUCCAGCUUACUGUGUGCAACAGUUUUCUGGUUGGUAUAGCAGUAUGUACAUUGCCAGAGUUUUAUUUUCUGUAAGGAUUGCUGGUAUGAUAAUGUAAAACAUUGUACCAUCAUGUACUAGGUUGGCUGAACAGCUUGUUGCCAGAAUAGAGAGUUCAAAUCUCAUCUCAGACACACUGUUCUUUCUUUGCACGUGGACUGGGAGUUACUGGCUGUACUCUUGUGAUAUACCCUCAGCUGCAGACUUGGUGUAAAAUACAGAGACCUUACUCCUGUGACCGUGGAGAAUCUACAAAGAUGGAGUUUUCAAUCAGCACUGUUUUUUUCUGAGUGUAUAUAGCAGAGUUUGUUUGCAGCAAUUAAAAGAACCCAUAAAAGAUUUUUUCAUCAAGACAAUGAUGACAUAAAAAUGGCCAGUAGGUUUGCCAUCAUGCAAAUGUGUGAAUACUUGUAUUUACACAUCUGUGUGUGUGUGUGAGAGAGGGUACACAUGUAAAUGCUUGUUUGAGUGCAAUACUUCAAAUGUUUGUGAUGUCACAAAAGAUGAGAAUUGAUUUUUUUCUUUAAAUGUACCAGAUAUCUUUAACUGAUUCAUCUCUUACUUCAUUAAACUUCCUACUGAUUCUGUAGUUUGUGAAACUCAAGACAAACAUCAUGAUGUCCUUAAACCAGUGUCAAACAGGUUUGCAGACAUGCACUUUCAAAAUGGUUAGUGAGACAUAAGCACCCCAGAAAUAAACAGAAUAACCCCUACAGCCUUUUGAAGUAACACCCUUAACCCAUUUAGAAAAAAAUACCACGCAUACAAAUGCUAUAAUUCUUGUUCAAGCUCUGAACAGUUGAGAGCUAUUUAUUCUUCAUGUGACAAAAAUAAGGUCAAUUGGAUAUUUCAUGUCUUUAUGAAGCUAGUUCUUCUAGCACCCUAAUGACUAUAAGAGAGGUCAACGCCAUUAAUGUGCAAUUGUUAUUUCCCUCCCCACCCCGCACAGAUAUGCACUAACUGAAAUCCAGAUUUGUUGCAAAAACAAAUGAAUUCUUUUUUGGGGUAGUAAUUUGGUCCUCUCACUCCUUACUUUUAAAGUUUUUUUUUUUUAAAAAUGGCUAGAUUUAGUUAUCUCUGCAUCAAUGCUUUUUUUUUUUUAACCUGCUUUCUUAACCCUGUAAGUGGCAGUUAGUCUAUUUUAAAAUGGCAGUAGGAAUCGUAAAUCUGAUAAACUUUGAGAUUUGUAUUCAGUCUGUUAUCCAAGAACUUGUUAAUCCCAAAAUAAAGUAUUAAAAAUA
Molecule: messenger RNA, 5242 nt
Organism: Pomacea canaliculata
Lineage: Eukaryota; Metazoa; Mollusca; Gastropoda; Architaenioglossa; Ampullariidae
Product: ubiquitin carboxyl-terminal hydrolase 38-like
Exons: 12
Coding region: 1221-3197 (658 amino acids)
Biological process (GO): protein deubiquitination
Cellular component (GO): nucleus; cytosol
Molecular function (GO): cysteine-type deubiquitinase activity; cysteine-type endopeptidase activity
Source: RefSeq, a predicted model, not a curated record